UAUAAUGCUACGUACACACUGGAUGUAGAGAGAGAAAGUGACAGUAAAGGCAGAUACGCAUAAUAAUACAUAUAGAGAGAGAAACCGGCAUUGUUGUCCAUAGGCAAGCUAAGAAAAAAAAAAAAAAAUAGCAAACGAUCGAAAAUCCUACUUAGAUCUGCGAUUGCCGAUUUCCACUCGUUUCAACAACUCAGUUUUUCCAGUAUCGAGAGAAACUCGUUGAUUUUUCCGAACGGAACUCAGCGCUGAUCCCACUGAGUCAACUUAUUUUGCCCACUUGAAUUUUUCCUCAUUAUUUCAGCAUUUAUUGCCUGUUUUCGCCUUUUUUUGGGCAGCUUGGAACUCGAAUUUGGGGGUUUGGAAUUUUCGCUUGCAUUGUCGGUGUUCUGAUUUGAAUGGUGGUUUCCCGGCAGUGUUCGCCGGAGCUCCGGCGAGUUACCGGAAGAUCUCCGGCAAUUUUUUGACGGAUUGGAUUGCUGAUAAUGCGGAAUUGAGUGUUGAAUUAGGGGAAAAUGUUCAAGGCGGGGCGGUGGAGGAGUGAGAAGAACAAGGUCAAAGUUGUGUUCAAGCUGCAGUUUCAUGCAGCUAAGGUACUGCAGAUUGGAGAAGAUGCAUUAAUGAUCUCUGUUGUUCCUUCUGAUAUCGGAAAGCCCACAGUGAAAUCAGACAAGGCAUCGGUUCGAGACGGGAGUUGUUUCUGGGAGAAUCCCGUGUAUGAAACCGUGAAAUUCAGUCGAGACCCGAAAUCAGGAAAGAUUCAUGAGAGAAUAUACCAUUUUGUUGUCGGGACGGGGUUAUCUAAAGCUGGAGUCAUCGGAGAAGCUUCCAUUGAUUUUUCGAAUUAUGCAGAGUCAAAUAAGGUCUCAUUGGUCUCUCUUCCUUUCAAGACUUCGAAAACCGAAGCUAUAUUGCACGUAUCAAUACAGAGGAUGAAUGAAUCCAUUGAUAACAGAGAGGUAGAAGAAACCGAGAAUGCAAAAUCGAAUUACAAAGAUCACAGCUUGAAGGCACAAUUGGACAAUGGUGAUCUAGAUGGAACCAUCAAAAGCAAUUCCGAUGAGCUGCCAUCUAAUAAAACUGUUGCCCACAUUGCUGAAUUGAACGGGAAUCGAAGGGCGUCCAGUGGAUCCGAUUUAACAAUGUCGAGCUCCGAUAGCAGCUGUGGAAUCGAGAUACCUUGGCAGCCACAAAUGAAAAACGAGAUCACAAAUCAACGGCUCAGAUCGAAAUCCGAUGCUCAAACACCACUAGUACAUUGGGAGUCUAGUACAGACGAUUCUUCCAUCACUCCAAGAGGAGAAGCCUUUUUUAGGCAAGAAUUGGAAGAUCAGUCUUCAGAUAUUGUGAUCGAUAAGCUGAAAUCGGACAUUUCUGCCUUAUCCAGACAAGCAGAGAUGUCCGAAUUGGAACUGCAGACGCUCCGUAAGCAGAUUGUGAAGGAGAGCAAAAGAGGGCAAGAUCUGUUUAAGGAACUCGUUUGCUUGAAAGAGGAGAGAGAUUCUUUAAAGGGAGAAUGUGAGAAGCUCAGAUCAAAGACGAAAACAAACUUACCGUACGAGGGAGGUGAUUCCAAAACCAUUGUUGAAGAACUCAGGCAAGAAUUAAAUCAUGCAAAAGAACUUAAUUCCAAUCUCCAAAUUCAGCUCGAAUUUUCGCAAGAAUCGAACAAUGAAUUAAUUCUUGCUGUGAGGGACCUUGAUGAACUGUUGGAGCAGAAAAAUCGGGAAUUAUCGAGCGGAUCAUCAUCGACAAAAGCUGUUAAUGAGAAGUUGCAAGAACACGAAAAUGACGAUGAUGAAGAGCAGAAAGCUUUAGAGGAGAUUGUGAAGGAGCACGGUGAUUCAAAGGAAGCCCAUCUUCUAGAAAGACAGAUAAUCGACAUGCGUGGCGAAAUCGAGAUUUACAAGAGAGAUAGAGAUGAAUUCGAGAUGCAAAUGGAGCAGCUUGCACUCGAUUACGAGAUCAUGAAGCAAGAAAACCAUGAAAUGGCGUAUAAGCUUGAGCAGAGCCAGCUCCAGGAGCAACUGAAGAUGCAGUACGAGUGUUCGUCCACUUAUGCUUCUGCCCAAGAACUCGAAAUGCACAUCGAAAACUUAGAGAGUGAGCUGAAAAGACAGUCGAAAGAAUCUGAUGAUGCGUUGGCUGCAAUAAGUGAACUCGAGGAUCGUGUGAAAGACUUAGAGGAAGAGCUCGAAAAGCAGUCGCAAGUGUUCGAAUCUGAUUUGGAGACGCUUAUGCGCUCAAAAAUCGAGCAGGAGCAGAGAGCUAUAAGAGCUGAGGAAGCAUUGAGAAAGACACGGUGGCAAAAUGCUGACACAGCAGAGAGGCUUCAGAUGGAAUUUAAGAGGCUUUCUGUCCAGAUGGCGUCUACUUUUGAGGCCAACGAGAAGUUAGCUACCAAAUCUCUAGCCGAAGCAAAUGAGCUCCGUUUACAGAAAAACCAUUUGGAAGAAAUGUUGAGGGGUGCUUCUGAAGAACAACAAUUGGUUAAGAGCCAUUACGAAGAGGAAGUUUCGAAGCUUAAAGAUGAGAUAAUUGGUAAGGAGAGUUUGAUCCGUGAAUUGGAGCAAAUGAGGAUAUCGGUUCAGGAAUUGGAUUUGCUUGUGAAGCAAGGAAAUGAUGAAAGCAUUGCACUCGAGAAGAAGAUUAUGGCGACGAAUAGUGAAGCUGAAGAGUGGAAAAGGGAGUUGAAUAAAAUGAGAUGUCUUGUGGAAGAGAAAGAAUUGGUGGUUGAGAAUUUGCAGUUGGAGUUAGAUUCUCUUCGAUUGCAGUGUACAGAGUUGAAGCAAUCUCUGUCAGAGAAUAACUUGGAGAAGGACAAAUUGAGGAAGCAAGUGUUGCUAUUAAAGGGUGAUUUAAAGAAGAACGAAGAUGCACUUGUUAAGAUGGAGAAGAAGAUAAAGGAAGGGUUGAAAACUAGCAAGCCCGUUUCUCGUGCUCUGAAAGAGGUUGCGAAUCUCAAGGAGAGAAUUAAGUUGCUCGAGGAUCAGAUAAAGUUCAAAGAAUGUGCUCUGGAAACAUUAAAUAAUGCAUUUUUGGAGAAGGAAAAAGAUCUUCAUAACAAAAUCGGAGAGUUAGAAGAGAGACUUGAAGAGAUCAACCAAAAAAGUAUUGAUUAUUCCGAAAGUGAAGCCGAAAAGGCAGCUGCACUUGCAGAGCACCGGGAUCAAAAUUUUACGUUGACCAAAGAAGCAAGAAACAAUGAUGAAGAUUCAAACAGCAAGGAUAACGAAUCACAAGAGGGACUAAAAGGUUCGGCGAAUAAUAAUAAUAGCGGAGAAGUUGAUGAAUUAACAAAUGAAAUGGAAUUAAUGAAGGAGAAGAACAAAUUAAUGGAGGAAGAACUAAAAGAGAUGCAAGAAAGAUAUUCGGAAAUAAGUCUCAAGUUUGCUGAGGUGGAAGGCGAACGACAGCAACUUGUAAUGAGAGUACGGAACCUCAAGAAUGCAAAGAAGAGAGAUCAUAAUUUACCACCCCCACAAGCUUGUUCUACUUAGUACAUUAUAGGUAAAAAUUAAUUAACCAUGGGACACUUUGAAUUGACAUAUAUAUUUAUAUUUUUCGAGAAAUAAAUAUUUUUGUAAAUUUGCUAUAUAUAUGUUUUUCUUUUGUCGGAGUAUAUCGAUCGCCGGUUUCUUCGGUUUCGUUGAAUGUAAUAGAAAAUCGAAAAGGGUCUCUUCUUCUUCUUGUUUCGUACUUUUUUUUGUUAUAUAUGUAAUAAUUAAUAUCGUUUUAUGUUACUAGUGAUCACUUGUAGAAACUGGUGAAGUUUUUGUUCAUAUGAAUACAUUGCAUUCUUCCUC
Messenger RNA from Erythranthe guttata (spotted monkey flower), 3803 nucleotides. RefSeq lists its product as uncharacterized. NCBI's taxonomy places the organism in Eukaryota, Viridiplantae, Streptophyta, Magnoliopsida, Lamiales, Phrymaceae. The record is from RefSeq and is a predicted model, not a curated record.